AAAGCAAUGCUGCUGAUAACAAUGAUUCAAUAUUAGUUAUUAAAGUGGACGAUGAUGAAGAAGAGUCUAGUAAUAGACCGAAAGAAACUAUCAACAUUAAGCUCCAGCGAAUGAUAAAUUGA
Molecule: messenger RNA, 122 nt
Organism: Racocetra persica
Lineage: Eukaryota; Fungi; Glomeromycota; Glomeromycetes; Diversisporales; Gigasporaceae
Source: the annotation of a GenBank genome assembly